Molecule: messenger RNA, 3201 nt
Organism: Dentiscutata erythropus
Lineage: Eukaryota; Fungi; Glomeromycota; Glomeromycetes; Diversisporales; Gigasporaceae
Source: the annotation of a GenBank genome assembly
AUGUUGGCGCAUUCGAGUGAAGCUCAAAGUCAGGAAAUGGAAACGGUAAAGGGUGAGCAGGACUCUCCUUUUCAUCGCCGUGCUAAUAAGUCAACAACCUCACAAGACGAUAAUGCUAAGUCUUCGUCUUCUAAACCUGAUAACCAAACUUCCAACUCAAAAAAUAAUGCUAAUGGGUCUGAUAAGCAGACUUCAAAACAACCGCAAACUUCUGAACAAAAAAGUUCCUCAAAAAAUAAUGCUGAAAAUUCUGAUUCACAACCUUCUAAGAGUACCACAAAUAAUGUUGCUAAAGAAUCUAAUAAUGAGCCAUCUCCAAAACAGACGCAACUUUCAAAGAGUCCUCAAAAAAAUGGUGCUGAAAAGUCUAAUGUGCAAUCUCCCCAAGUUUCUGAGAAGAGUACGUCAAAACAACCGCAAAAUUCUGAACAAAAUAGUUCCUCAAAAAAUAAUGCUGAAAAUAAUUCUAAAAAUUCUGAUUUACAACCUUCUAAGAGUUCCUCAAAAAAUGGUGCUAAAGGAUCUAGUAAUGAGCAACCUCUAAAACCGACGCAACUUUCUAAUAGUUCCUUAAAAAAUGUUGCUAAUAAUGAGCAACCUCUAAAAUCGACGCAACCUUCUAAGAGUUCCUCAAAAAAUGGUGCUAAAGAAUCUAAUAAUGUGCUGCCUCAAAAACUGACGCAACCUUCUAAGAGUUCCUCAGAAAAAGUUGCUAAAGAAUCUAAUGUGAAAUCUCCCCAAGUUUCUGAGAAGAGUACUCAGAAAAAUUCAAAAGAUAAUGCUAAAAAUUCUGAUUUGCAACCUUCUACGAGUUCCUCAAAAAAUGAUGCUAAAAAAUCUGCUAAUGUACAACCUUCAAAACAGACGCAACUUUCUACAAAAAAUGUUGCUAAUAAUAUGCAACCUUCUGAGAGUUCCUCAAAAGAUGGUGUUAAAGAAACUAAUAAUGUGCAACCAAAACAGACGCAAUCUUCUAAGAGUUCCCCAAAAAAUGGUGCUGAAAAAUCUAAUGUACAACCUCCCCAAGUUCCUGAGAAUAGUACCUCAGAACAGACACAAAUUCCUCAGAAAAAUUCAAAAGAUAAUACUAAAACACCUGAUAAAAUAUCUGAAAAACCGACACCCACUUUUCAGAAAGGUUCGUCACAAAAUAAUGCUAAAGAGUCUCUAAAACCAAUACCCACUUCAGGGAAAGGUUCAUCACAAAAUGAUGUUAAAACAUCCGAUAAACUACCUCUAAAACAAAUACCCACUCAAAAUGUCGCUAAACCAUCUUUUGAGAAGGAAUUAAAGCAAACACCCACUUCGUCUCAAAAUGAUGAUGUUAAUCAGAUUUUAAAAUCGACACACACUAAUCAGAAAGAAUCUUCAAAACCAACAUCCACUUCAGGGAAAGGUUCGUUACAAAAUGAUGCUAAAACAUCCGAUAAACUACCUCCAAAACCAACACCCACUGAAAAUGAUGCUAAGCCAUCUUUUGAGAAGGGUUUAAAACAAACUCCCACUUCGUCCCAAAAUGAUGUUAAUCAGAUUUUAAAUCCGACACCCGAUAAACUACCUCCAAAACCAGCAACACCCAUUCAAAAUGAUGCAACACCAUCUGUUGAGCAGGUUUCAGCAAUUAAUAAAAAAGUUAUACCUACAGAUCAUGCUUCGACUACUUUGCCGUCAUCAAGGACUACUGCAACUGAUGCAGCUGCAAAGAAACCAUUAGAUAAAAUAGCUACUUUGUCCUCAUCAACAACGAUACCACAGAAGAAUGAAGCAAAUACAUAUAUGAAUACUAAAACAACUAAUUUACCAGGAGUGACACCUUAUAUUGACUCAGCAUUAACUAAAGCAACUGCAUCACUUUCAAUUGAUGCAACAAAUACAGCGCAUUUACCUGAUGCAGCUGCGGAGAAAACAUUAAAUAAACCAACUACUUUGUCCCCAACAGCAACGAGACCACCACAGAAGAAUGAUGCAACUACACCAAAGACGGCACCUUAUAUUGACUCAUAUGCAAAGACAGCAUUAACUAAAGCAACUACAUCAACGACGGCAUCUUAUGUUGAUUCAUAUGCAAAGACAGCAUUAACUAAAGCAGCUACACCAACGACGGCACCUUAUUUUGACUCAUUUGCUGGAAAAACUAAAGCAACUAUUUCAGCGACAGCAAAUAUACCACUUGAUGCAACUGCUUCACCGUUAUCAAUAACUAAAGCAACUACUUCAGCGACAGCAAAUAUACCACUUGAUGCAGCUGCUCCAAUGACAACAACUACGACACAUUUGGGUGAAAUAGCGCUUGUAACUAAAUCAUAUACUUUAAUGUCAUCAGAAACUCCAUCACCUUUAUAUAAAACAGCUACUUCAACAACGAUUAAUUACGGACCUAUUUUUCCAACUAUUCCAAUUAUUCGCGUCAGCACAACUGCUGAAUUACCAACUCCAAGUAUUACAUCAAAUCCUGGAAAAAUAACGGAUUAUCAAUCAUCAACGAGUACUGCUCCGUCCGUUACGCAUAAGCCUUAUAUUCCUGUAAUAACUGGCUCGCUUCCUAUAGCUCCCGUGGCGACAGAGCCUGCGAAAAAUACUGCACCAUCAGAUGACAACUUACCUUCAGUUAUUGUUACCUCAACUGAUCCCUCCAGUUACACACAACCGGACACUAGUCGUUUUACCGUAAAGAUAAAUCUAUUGUGGCCUUCGGUUGUAAAUGACUCCGAAUUUCCUCCGGUACUAUGCAAUGUGUUACCAAAUAAUAUAGCGGAUUUCUUUGGUUUCUCGCCAAAUAAAAUAAAUGUAACUCAAUUAAAACGUGCACCAGAUAAUACUUGUUUGGCGGAUAUGGUAGUUGCAACAUCGAAUGGUAAUGAAAUUAUAAAGACUUUAAGUAAUCCUAAAAGCAAAUUUUAUACUGGUGUGCCAGAUGAUCAAAAACUAGUUAAUAGUUUAGUGAAUCCUCAGUUUCCCAUGGCUUUACAAGCGAAUUCAGCGGAAAACGCCCAAGCAGCUGAUCAGAAUUUCAAUACUUCACCCAACUCUCCAUCGGGAAGUGGUAGUCCUCUUGGAGCAAUUGUUGUAGUAGCAGUGGUUGGAUCUACAUUAUUGUAUGCUGGAUUAACCGCACUUGUGGUUCGAGCUUAUAAAAGAAGUAAAAAUAGGGCAUCUGCAAUCAGACAGGAUUCGUAUGACACGUAUUCUGGAAAUCCUUGA